CAUGUUUAGGUUUCUGGUGGCAGGGUCUGGGUAAGGGGCGGCAGGCGCCAUGUCCGGCCACGAAGGUGGCAAGAAGAAGCCACUGAAACAGCCCAAGAAGCAGGCCAAGGAGAUGGACGAGGAAGACAAGGCUUUCAAGCAGAAACAAAAAGAGGAGCAGAAGAAACUCGAGGAGCUAAAAGCGAAGGCCGCGGGGAAGGGGCCCUUGGCCACAGGUGGAAUUAAGAAAUCUGGCAAAAAGCAAGCUGUUCCUUGUGCCUGAGGAGAUGGUGACCCUUUAUUUCAUCCGUAUUUAAACCUCUCUAUUCCCUGCCAUAACAUCUUUUGCCACGUAUAGCUGGAAUAAAGUGUUAUCUUGGAGCUGUUGUACAUUUAAAAAUAAACUUUUGUAAAAAAAAAAAAAAAAAUCUUACAGUGGCUCAUCAUCUCUUUAGUUGUUUUCACUAAGUCAUUCCUACCAUAACUGUGAAUUUAAAAGUAAAACCAGCUCAGAAUCUUGCCAGAGUCUGCUCUUUGGUCCUUGUUCUACCCUAAACUUUGUAUCACCUGAAAUUAAACCAACUCCUUUGAAAAAAAAAAAAAA
Messenger RNA from Pan troglodytes (chimpanzee), 583 nucleotides. RefSeq names its product translation machinery-associated protein 7-like. NCBI's taxonomy places the organism in Eukaryota, Metazoa, Chordata, Mammalia, Primates, Hominidae. The transcript has a single exon. The coding region runs from base 50 to 262 and encodes 70 amino acids. The record is from RefSeq and is a predicted model, not a curated record.